AUGCAGUGGACCUCACUCGCCGCAGUGGCACUCCUCGCCCAUGGAGCUGCCGCUCAGAACAUGCUGCGAUUUGCAUGCUCUCAACUUGUUGUAGACCGUGUCGACCCUCUCGUCAAUCCCGGCAUCAAAUACACUCCCCAUCUACACCAAAUUGUCGGAGGAAACUCAUUCAAUGUUUCAAUGGACAUCAACUCCCAUGAUCUUGUUUCAAAGUCAUCAUGUACCUCGUGCAGUUUCAAGGAGGACUUCUCAAAUUACUGGACGGCUGUUAUGUUCUUCAAGGCGAGGAACGGAACCUACAAGCGUGUUCCACAAGUUGGAAAUGGUGGACCACAAGGGAAACUCGAGAACAAGGGUGGUCUUGAUGUUUACUACAUUCCUAACGGAAAGGUGACAGCAUUCAAGAAGGGUUUCCGUAUGCUUGCUGGUGCCGCCGACAACACUGUUGACUCGAAGGUCACCAAGGCUAACAUUUGCCAUCGUUGCUGGACAUCUAAGACCGAUACCCCAUUCGUCGGUGGUGCUCCAUGUUCCGGCAGUGACACUGUUGGCAUUCCAUUUGCCAACAACUGCCAAAUGAUCAGACAGACCAUCAUCUUCCCAACAUGCUGGGAUGGAGUCAAUCUCGACAGUCCAGAUCACAAGUCUCACGUUGCUUAUGGUUCAGGUUCAGGAGCCAACGGUGGCGGAACUUGCCCAUCCAAAUUCCCAGUCAAGCUUCCUCAGAUCAUGUACGAGGUUAUGUGGGAUGUUUCAUCAUUCCUCGCGGACAAGAGUGCCUGGCCUACGGAUGGAUCCAACCCAUUCGUCUACAGCAUGAACCUCGGUGGAUCUGCUGCACACGGUGAUUACGUCUUUGGCUGGAAGGCAGACACGCUCCAAAAGGCCAUGGACAACAACUGCAACUUGAACGUCGAUUGCCCAAAAGCCGGCAUCACCGCACAAAAGGCCGCUCAAUACAAUGCCUGCACAAUCAACCAACAAGCACCCGAGCCUGUUGAUGGCUGGCUCGCGGCUAUGCCAACUGGCGAGAUGGCCAUCAAAGCCUAA
Messenger RNA from Glarea lozoyensis ATCC 20868, 1050 nucleotides. RefSeq lists its product as uncharacterized. The transcript has 5 exons. Bases 1 to 1050 code for a protein of 349 amino acids. The record is from RefSeq and is a predicted model, not a curated record. Lineage: Eukaryota; Fungi; Ascomycota; Leotiomycetes; Helotiales; Helotiaceae.